AUGUCCCUUACAUUGGGGGUCAGUGGGAAGAAUGUCCCUUACAUUGGUGGUCAGUGGGAAGAAUGUCCCUUACAUUGGGGGUCAGUGGGAAGAAUGUCCCUUACAUUGGGGGUCAGUGGGAAGAAUGUCCCUUACAUUGGGGGUCAGUGGGAAGAAUGUCCCUUACAUUGGGGGUCAGUGGGAAGAAUGUCCCUUACAUUGGGGGUCAGUGGGAAGAAUGUCCCUUACAUUGGGGGGUCAGUGGGAAGAAUGUCCCUUACAUUGGGGGUCAGUGGGAAGAAUGUCCCUUACAUUGGGGGUCAGUGGGAAGAAUGUCCCUUACAUUGGGGGUCAGUGGGAAGAAUGUCCCUUACAUUGGGGUCAGUGGGAAGAAUGUCCCUUACAUUUGGGUUCAGUGGGAAGAAUGCCCUUACAUUGUGGUGAGGUUCAUUGGAGGUCCAUGGAAGAAUCCCUCUACAUUGGGGACUCAGUGGGGAAGAAUCCUCAGAUAGCUUAAAUAAUCAUUGGUGUCAAUGGUUUCCUAUCGGAGAGGCAGAAAGUUCCCUGGUCCAGGCCUCACAUUGUAGACCAUGGGGCAAAUUUUUUUGGCACCUCUCCAGUUCAU
Messenger RNA from Staurois parvus, 604 nucleotides. Lineage: Eukaryota; Metazoa; Chordata; Amphibia; Anura; Ranidae. The record is from the annotation of a GenBank genome assembly.